Molecule: messenger RNA, 2228 nt
Organism: Papilio machaon (common yellow swallowtail)
Lineage: Eukaryota; Metazoa; Arthropoda; Insecta; Lepidoptera; Papilionidae
Product: transmembrane protein 151B
Exons: 8
Coding region: 266-2059 (597 amino acids)
Source: RefSeq, a predicted model, not a curated record
UCGCGUCGUCGACAUCGAAAAGCGACUUCAAAGAUAAACAUUCGGAUUUUAUUUCGUAUAAAGUCUACUUCUUAAUUACUAUUAAUAGAGUAAAUUUGAAAAUUAAUAUCGAUAAAUUUUAAAAUCUAUGUUAACAAUGAAUUUCGGAGUACAGUGAAUUAUAGGGGAAACUUUGGAUGCAGUUAAAGUGUUCAGUGAUGGAGGGUUGUGUAUUGUGUGUGUGAGCCAUGAAGAAUUGUUUUUUGUGUGUGCACAAUAAGGAGGUAUGACUACGCAGGAUCGAGAAAAUAUUUUCACCGAUGACGAUGAGGAUUUGCGUCCUCGUCAGCAGAGCCUGGGCGGGGUGCUCCGGCGUGAGGGCAACUGGAAAUGCUUCCUGCUGACACUGAUGAUCGCCGGUUGCCUCGGCUCCGUCGCCUGGUGCAACACCGCCGAGAUAGAUCGAGAACUUAUCGAUCUGAAUACGUUUCCAAUAAAACGUACUGUACGUGAGUCACCAUGCGACGUUGGCUACGCGUACAUUCCGAUAGCAUUCGUUCUGCUGCUAUACUUAGUGUAUCUGGUGGAAUGUUAUCACAGUACAGCGAGGAUACAGCUGGCGAGACGUGUGGACGUCGCCGCGGUCAGUGCGAGAGUGCACGCCAUGAGGAAUGCCACGCCGAGAGUAUGGUGGAAAGCGAUUUGCUACCAUUACGUGCGGCGCAAGCGGCAGGUGACGAGGUAUCGCAACGGAGACGCCUACACGACCACACAGGUAUAUUAUGAGCGAGUGAACACGCACAGCGCGAGCACGUCGUUCGCGCACGCGUGUUGCGGCCAGCGAGACGCAUCCAGGAACCUGGUGUUGGAUUCAAAAACACCCAUCACUAAAGUCAGAUUCAGUAAAGGAUUUGCUUUCGCUAAUAUCGAAGCUGCUAGCGAAUUCGAAGAUCAGAGAUCAAGAUUUUUCGCUGAGCAUGAACGUUUUGACGACUUCAUGGAAAUGCGAGAGGGUCUGGAUCUAAUAGGUGUCAGUUCCUUUAAAGAAUAUAUGGUAGCUUACAGAGAAGCUGAUCGGUGUCCUUGGUAUUCUUCACAAAUAUUAUUUUGGACGUUAUCUUGUUUGCUUUUGUCGUGGCCUCUACGAAUUAUUAUUGAAUGUAAUACAGCUUACGUUCAUUAUACGAUCACUAAAAUAUUUGGUACGAACUAUGAAUUGGAUCCGAGUCGACAGCUUGAUUUAGAUACACAUCUAUCGGAUACUUUGCCGCCAGUACCAGCCGCUAAUUACGCUUGGAAUCUUGCUGAUGAGCAGAGCGCAGUACUGUCUUCUGUUCCACGACCACCUCGUACACUUCCUUUAUCUCAUGCAUCUACUGUUGAUAGUUUAGAAUUAUUCGCAGCAAUUCGAGGUAACUGUGCCUUAGUACCUUCCUACUCUGAAGCCAUGCGUAUCGAUGCCGCGCUUAGGGAAGAACCGACUGAAGAUACCAACAACCCUGUUCUAAUCGAUAUAGAAUCGGAACAAAGACACAGGCCAACUGUGAAAGCUGCAUCUUUUGAUGAACCUCCUCGUAGACCUAAAGUACGAAUAACGAGUACACAUUCAAGCAGUAACAUCGCUGAUAGCACUAGAUCAUUUGACAUUAAACAAAAUAGGCGAUCUUGGGCAGGAGUGUUAACAACGACUAGGAGUGCAAGACAAAUAUUAGAAGAUUUUACGAACAACACUUCACCUAAUUACCAAUUAAUAUCAGAACAACAAGUGAGAAGGAACGGAGAGAAUACAUUAUAUUAUUCAAGAGAAUUAUCUCCUACGUGUUCUCGAGAUCCAUUUGGAGGUCGAGCUCAAACAACUCCUACUGAUGAACCCCCGCCUUACGAAGAAGCGUUAAAAUUACCUGCGUUGCGAAGAAUUACGAGAUCCAUAACUGGGACAGACUUAGCGGGACCACGAAGAGCAUUUUUAAGGGACGUAAUUGCAAAUAGGAGAUCAUGUUUGGAUGGUAUUGGAGUAUUAGCUGGACCUAGAGUUAUAAGAUUACCCCAGUGUGAGUCUGGGGAAGAAACACCUCUAUAGCCUUCGCGUGGUGUCAAAAUAUUUUUUCUUUUUAUUUAAAAGCUAGACACUUUUCUUUAAAAUAGUGCUUUCUAAAGUUCAAUAACGGAACAUUGUACAUUUUUUAAAGAGCUUGCCAACGUCUAGUACAAGAACAAAUGAAAAAUUAAAUUGGAAUUGAAAACCCACU